AUGCCUGAUUCCCACAGACGAACCUCCACUCCCCCCGGUGCCUCUCGCCGCCAUCCGCCGCCGCAGCAGCAGCCAGGCUGCUUCCGGAGCCGGGCGCCAGCGUCCCUGCAAAUCAACCGCCCCGAUUGGAAGGUCGCCAUCCCUCUCUUGACCCCGCUCGUCUCCCCAUCAUCACCCAAAGAAAUACAAACUUGGGCGCCUAAUUCCGGCGAAGGAUCCUCCAAUUCUUCAAAUCAUAAAGAAUCGGAGCCGGAGAAGCCGCCGGUUUUUAAGAAAUGGCAGCAUCCGGCCGCCCCUUUUCAGUACGAUUCCGGCCCUAUGGAUCCCAGAUUCGUCCCUGCUUAG
This is a messenger RNA of Cucurbita pepo subsp. pepo (vegetable marrow), 345 nucleotides long. RefSeq lists its product as uncharacterized. NCBI's taxonomy places the organism in Eukaryota, Viridiplantae, Streptophyta, Magnoliopsida, Cucurbitales, Cucurbitaceae. The record is from RefSeq and is a predicted model, not a curated record. Gene Ontology annotation, cellular component: cytoplasm; nucleus.